This is a messenger RNA of Pestalotiopsis fici W106-1, 831 nucleotides long. Its product is annotated as Prohibitin-1. Gene Ontology annotation, cellular component: membrane; mitochondrion. Lineage: Eukaryota; Fungi; Ascomycota; Sordariomycetes; Amphisphaeriales; Sporocadaceae. The record is from RefSeq and is a predicted model, not a curated record. The transcript is spliced from 2 exons. Bases 1 to 831 code for a protein of 276 amino acids. Gene Ontology annotation, biological process: mitochondrion organization.
AUGGAAGCUCGAAUUCUCAACACUGUUUCCAGAUACGCCUUCCCGGCCUUUGCCGGCAUUGCGCUAUUCCAGUCCUCCAUCUACGAUGUUCGCGGUGGAUCCAGAGCCGUCAUCUUCGACAGGUUGUCCGGUGUGAAGGAGCAGGUCGUCAGCGAAGGCACACACUUCUUGGUGCCAUGGUUACAAAGAGCCAUCACCUUCGAUGUCCGGACGAAGCCGCGCAACAUUGCCACAACCACCGGCAGCAAGGAUUUGCAAAUGGUCAGCUUGACGCUCAGAGUUCUUCACAGACCCGAGGUUCAGGCUCUGCCCAAGAUUUACCAGAACCUCGGUACAGACUACGACGAGAGAGUCCUGCCCUCUAUUGGUAACGAAGUGCUCAAGUCUAUUGUCGCACAGUUCGAUGCCGCCGAGCUCAUUACACAGCGUGAAGCUGUCUCCAACAGAAUUCGGACAGACCUGAUGAAGAGAGCAUCAGAAUUCAACAUUGCGCUCGAGGAUGUCUCGAUUACGCACAUGACUUUCGGCAAGGAGUUCACAAAGGCUGUCGAGCAGAAGCAGAUUGCGCAACAGGACGCUGAGCGUGCACGCUUCAUCGUCGAGAAGGCCGAGCAGGAGAGACAGGCCAACGUUAUCCGCGCCGAGGGUGAGGCCGAGAGUGCCGACACCAUUAGCAGAGCUAUUGCCAAGAACGGUGACGGUCUGAUCCAAAUCAGAAAGAUCGAGGCCAGCAGAGAGAUUGCUCAGACCCUGGCAGGAAACCCGAAUGUUGCCUACUUGCCAGGUGGAAAGCAGGGCGGUCAAUUUCUGCUGUCGGUAGGAAAGGCAUAA